AUGGAGAAGGCGUCGACAAUAUCCAGGGAAUCUGCCCCGACUCCUCCAGUGCCCUCCAACCGAACCAGCAGCUGGCAAUCCCUGGAGAAUCAACCUCCCUCCAUCCGCCACUACCGCAGCAUGCUCGUCGUCGACGCUCCCUCCCUUGGACCUCACAAACCCAUCUCCUAUACCAUUUUUCAGGACGACGACCCAGCUUCUGCUGCCAACGGUACGACCUCGCCCACGUCGGUCGAUGCCAGACAGAUCUCACCCCAAGUGCCUUCUCCGACACUCGAUGUCUCUGAGGUCCGACCAAAGGCCUCCUCCUCUGGUGGUCCUCCCAUGAUCAUCAAUGAGAACAAGAACAUUGUCCGAAGAAAGCUUACCGGCUACGUUGGGUUCGCCAACCUGCCGAACCAAUGGCACCGGAAGAGCGUACGAAAGGGGUUCAACUUCAAUGUAAUGGUUGUUGGUGAAUCUGGCCUGGGUAAAUCUACACUUGUCAACACCUUGUUCAACACGUCGUUGUACCCUCCCAAGGACCGUAAGGGACCGAGCCUUGACAUAAUACCCAAGACCGUCUCCAUUCAGUCUAUCAGUGCGGACAUCGAGGAAGCUGGUGUUCGUCUGCGCCUGACUGUGGUUGACACUCCCGGUUUUGGCGACUUCGUGAACAACGAUGAGUCUUGGAGGCCCAUUAUCGACAACAUUGAGCAGCGCUAUGACGCCUACCUGGAUGCCGAAAACAAGGUCAACCGCAUGAACAUCGUCGACAACCGUAUUCACGCUUGCGUCUUCUUCAUCCAGCCCACCGGCCACUCCCUGAAGCCUUUGGACAUCGAGGUCAUGCGCCGCCUGCACACCAAGGUCAACCUGAUCCCUGUCAUCGCCAAGUCGGACACGCUCACAGAUGAGGAGAUUGCCAGCUUCAAAGCCAGAAUUCUUUCUGACAUCAAGCACCACGGCAUUCAAAUCUUUGAGGGGCCUCGUUACGAGCUCGAUGACGAGGAGACCAUUGCCGAGAACAACGAGAUCAUGUCCAAGGUCCCAUUUGCUGUCGUUGGUAGCAACGACGAGAUCACCAAUGUCGACGGCCGCAAGGUUCGUGGUCGUCGCUACCCAUGGGGUGUCAUUGAGGUAGACAAUGAGGAGCACUGCGACUUUGUCAAACUGCGACAGAUGCUCAUUCGAACUCACAUGGAGGAACUCAAGGAGCACACUAACAACAACCUCUACGAGAACUACCGAACAGACAAGCUCACGGCCAUGGGUGUCGCCCAAGAUCCUAGCGUGUUCAAAGAGGUCAACCCGGCCGUCAAGCAAGAAGAGGAACGUACUCUGCACGAGCAGAAGCUCGCCAAAAUGGAAGCCGAGAUGAAGAUGGUCUUCCAGCAGAAGGUGGCCGAGAAGGAGAGCAAGCUGAAGCAGAGCGAGGAAGAGCUCUAUGCCCGUCAUCGCGAGAUGAAGGAGCAAUUGGAGCGACAACGGUUAGAGCUCGAAGAGAAGAAGUCGAGAGUGGAGAGUGGAAGACCGAUAGAGAAGGAGGGCAAGCGGAAGGGUUUCUCCCUGCGCUAA
This is a messenger RNA of Anthostomella pinea, 1557 nucleotides long. The record is from the annotation of a GenBank genome assembly. Lineage: Eukaryota; Fungi; Ascomycota; Sordariomycetes; Xylariales; Xylariaceae.